AUGCCCGACUUGCCUGCUGGUUCGUUUGUAAAGUUCGUGUCAACUUGUAAGCUAGAUACUUUGAGUCUCGGCAUAAUAAAAUCAACAGAGACUGACCCAAAAAAAUCAACAAUUGAAGGACUGAAACAAACUUUUCAAGCUGGCGUUGAAGCAGAGAUAUCGAUUUGCCCAAAGACAAGCGAAGGACAGAUCAGUAACAAACAAUAUGACGAUGACGUUGAGGUUCAAGUGGAACCUGCUGACCAACUAGCAAGUUUGAUCAUCAACGAAGGGAACGAUGAAGCGGGCGGAAAUUUCCAAGUGAAAUUUGUUCCUAAACUGCCGGGUGUCUACCACAUCUCAGCAAAGGUAAACGGCGACAACCUUGCUCAGAGUCCCUCUAAUAUCGAGGUACAGGAACGAAAGCUUGAAGUUGUAGGCGAGCUGCAAAGUGACACUACGAUUAAGCCAGCCGGCAUUGCUGUGAACUCAAUGGGAAUGAUCGCCGUAGCGAACCAAGAUAAGCACUGUAUUUUUAUAUUUGAUAAAGAAGGAAAGUUUUUGAGACAGUUG
Porites evermanni is the source of this 552-nucleotide messenger RNA. NCBI's taxonomy places the organism in Eukaryota, Metazoa, Cnidaria, Anthozoa, Scleractinia, Poritidae. The record is from the annotation of a GenBank genome assembly.